UCGAUGUUUUCCCAGCUCUAGCAGCGCGCAACUCACUCGUAGUCGACUUUUAGGUGCGUAGUCGCGGAAAACUAUGAAGAUGCAACUCUCGCGUCGAGCGGUCCUCAGAAUCCGGGAUUCGUCCUCCAGUUCGAAAAUCCAGCGAAUAAAUCCAGCAUUUUGUUGCAAAGUGAAAUGCGAAGAACGCGUUGCAGAAUAAUCACAUCGCAAAUACGACGAAGGCAGGAAAAAUUGAAAAGAAUUGAAGAAUCCAGCGAAAACCAGUGAAGAAUCGGAAUUAAAGAAAGUAUCGGAAUCAGCGGAAUAACACUAAAAAUAAACAUACUUAUAUAUAUAUUAUAUAUACAUAUAUGUAUAUAUAUUUAACCACCAUUUAAAAGCAAUCAAAAAGCAACCAAACAAACAACAAAAAGCAACAAAAGUGCCAUAUGCAACCGAUAAGACUGUGUGAAUGGUCAAGUGGUCAUCAGCAUUGAAGCGAUUCUCUCUCGCCGCAUGUGUGUGAGUGACUGAGUGCGUGAGUGUGUAUGUGUGAGUGGGAGAAGAAGAGCGAGUGAGCGAGAGAGGGAGAGGGUGAAAGAGAGUGAGACAGCAUCAGAAUGACGGACGCCCGGGGAAGCGAAUUCCCCGCUGCGGAAUUCAAAUGAGCCAGAUCCAAAGCCACGCAAGGUCGGUUCUGGACGCACAUCGACUUGUAUUGAUCUCCAUCUGAGAAUAUCCUGCGAAAUCAGGAGAAAGGAUCUAGGAGGAAUCAGAAAUCAGGAACCAGGAGGAGCCACCUCCGCCGGCCAUCUAUCCAUCAGCUGACAACUGUCAGCCGUCAGCACCUGUCAGUUGUCAGUGCAACGCAGCGUCCAGUGCAGGAGGCCAGCUGUCAGCGGAAGUGAAAGUGAAAGGGAAAGGAGAAACUGGGGAGCGGAAGGACACCGGGGCCAGCAAAACGGGACAGCAGGAGCAGCAGGAGCAGCUGGAGCAGGAGCAGGAGCAGGCGAGGAUUGGGCAGCGCGACGCGUAGCGUGUAGGCGGCAAAAUGCCUGGCGGACGACGUGGACUGGUUGCGCCGCAGAACACAUUCCUCGAGAACAUCAUCCGGCGCUCCAACUCGCAGCCGGACAGCUCGUUUCUUUUGGCCAACGCACAAAUCGUCGAUUUCCCGAUCGUCUACUGCAAUGAGUCCUUCUGCAAGAUCAGCGGCUAUAAUCGUGCCGAGGUCAUGCAGAAGUCGUGCAGGUAUGUAUGCGGCUUCAUGUAUGGCGAGCUGACAGACAAGGAGACGGUGGGACGGCUGGAGUACACGCUGGAGAACCAGCAGCAGGAUCAGUUCGAGAUUUUGCUGUACAAGAAGAACAAUUUGCAGUGUGGCUGCGCUCUCUCGCAGUUUGGCAAGGCACAAACCCAAGAAACCCCACUAUGGCUGCUGCUACAGGUCGCACCCAUACGCAACGAACGCGACCUGGUGGUGCUCUUCCUGCUGACCUUCCGGGACAUCACGGCCCUCAAGCAGCCCAUCGACAGCGAGGACACCAAGGGAGUUUUAGGUCUCUCGAAGUUCGCCAAAUUGGCAAGAUCGGUGACCCGGAGUCGCCAGUUCAGCGCCCAUCUGCCCACGCUGAAGGAUCCCACGAAGCAGUCCAAUCUGGCGCAUAUGAUGUCCUUAAGCGCGGAUAUUAUGCCACAGUACCGACAGGAAGCACCCAAAACGCCGCCACACAUACUCCUGCAUUAUUGUGCAUUUAAAGCAAUUUGGGACUGGGUGAUAUUGUGUUUAACAUUUUAUACAGCCAUCAUGGUGCCAUACAAUGUAGCGUUUAAAAAUAAAACCUCAGAGGAUGUUUCCCUGCUCGUGGUCGAUUCGAUAGUCGAUGUUAUAUUCUUUAUAGAUAUUGUUUUAAACUUCCAUACAACGUUCGUGGGUCCCGGAGGCGAGGUUGUUAGUGACCCAAAGGUGAUCCGAAUGAACUACCUAAAGUCGUGGUUCAUCAUCGACCUACUGAGCUGCCUGCCAUACGACGUGUUCAACGCGUUCGAUCGGGAUGAGGACGGUAUCGGUUCCCUGUUCAGUGCCCUCAAGGUGGUCCGACUUCUGCGUCUGGGGAGGGUGGUGCGAAAACUGGACCGCUACCUGGAGUACGGGGCCGCCAUGUUGAUCCUGCUGCUCUGCUUCUACAUGCUGGUGGCCCAUUGGCUAGCCUGCAUAUGGUACUCGAUUGGUCGCAGCGAUGCGGAUAAUGGGAUCCAGUACAGCUGGCUGUGGAAGCUGGCGAAUGUCACCCAGUCGCCGUACUCGUAUAUAUGGAGUAAUGACACCGGGCCAGAAUUGGUUAAUGGGCCGUCACGGAAAAGCAUGUACGUGACGGCCCUAUAUUUCACCAUGACCUGCAUGACCUCGGUGGGCUUUGGCAAUGUCGCCGCGGAGACAGACAACGAGAAGGUGUUCACCAUCUGCAUGAUGAUCAUUGCAGCUCUGCUGUAUGCCACGAUCUUUGGUCACGUUACCACCAUCAUCCAGCAGAUGACGUCGGCUACGGCCAAGUAUCACGACAUGCUGAACAAUGUGCGCGAGUUCAUGAAGCUGCACGAGGUGCCGAAGGCUCUCAGCGAACGAGUGAUGGACUAUGUCGUCUCCACCUGGGCCAUGACCAAGGGUCUGGAUACCGAGAAGGUACUAAACUAUUGUCCGAAAGAUAUGAAGGCUGACAUAUGUGUUCAUCUAAAUCGCAAAGUAUUUAACGAGCAUCCGGCAUUUCGUCUGGCCUCGGAUGGUUGUCUCCGGGCACUGGCGAUGCACUUUAUGAUGUCGCACUCGGCGCCGGGGGAUCUGCUCUAUCACACCGGCGAGAGCAUCGAUAGCCUAUGCUUCAUCGUUACCGGCAGCCUAGAGGUGAUACAGGACGACGAGGUUGUGGCAAUAUUGGGCAAGGGCGACGUCUUCGGCGAUCAAUUCUGGAAGGACUCGGCCGUUGGCCAGAGUGCGGCCAAUGUGCGUGCUCUGACCUAUUGUGAUUUGCAUGCCAUCAAACGUGAUAAAUUGCUCGAAGUCCUCGAUUUUUAUUCGGCAUUUGCGAAUAGCUUUGCACGCAAUCUGGUGCUCACCUACAAUCUCAGACAUCGACUGAUUUUUCGCAAGGUGGCCGAUGUGAAGCGCGAAAAAGAAUUGGCCGAACGGCGUAAGAACGAGCCGCAAUUGCCCCAGAAUCAGGACCAUCUCGUCCGGAAGAUCUUCUCCAAAUUCCGUCGCACUCCGCAGGUCCAAGCGGGCAGUAAGGAGCUCGUCGGCGGUUCCGGCCAAAGUGAUGUCGAGAAGGGUGACGGCGAGGUGGAGCGAACUAAGAAGCUACCAGCCAAACUGACACUGACCGAGGACGCUCGCAUCCUCAGCACCGCCGCGGCGCCCUCGCCAUCGCCAUCCCCAUCGCCCUCAUCGGGUCCACCAUCUGCGCGCAGUACACGGGCCAGCAAGUGGGGACGCCUCCUGGGCAGUUCAAGCGUCGAUUCAGCUAGCGACACCAGCGCCAAGGUAGCCGUCUCGAGAAGUUUGAGCGCCCGCGAAAGCCUCCGAGAGAGCACCGCCCAAGCGCGGCAGAGUAGUACUUCGAGUAGCAAUGGUGGACAAGGCAACAAACAUUUACAAUUAAGCAAAGUUUUUCCCAAGGCGCCCAAGCUGCAAGCUAGCCAGGCCACCCUUGCCCGCCAGGACACCAUCGACGAGGGUGGCGAGGUGGACUCCUCGCCGCCAAGUCGCGACAGUCGCGUGGUCAUCGAGGGUGCAGCCGUCUCCUCGGCCACCGUGGGACCAUCGCCGCCAGUGGCUACCACAUCCUCGGCGGCGGCGGGAGCUGGAGUAUCUGGAGGACCAGGAAGUGGAGGCACUGUGGUGGCCAUUGUCACCAAAGCGGAUCGCAAUCUGGCCUUGGAGCGGGAGCGCCAAAUCGAAAUGGCCAGCUCGAGAGCCACCACAUCGGAUACGUACGAUACCGGGUUGCGCGAGACGCCGCCCACGCUGGCGCAGCGCGAUCUCAUCGCCACCGUGCUGGACAUGAAGGUGGAUGUGCGGCUGGAGCUGCAGCGCAUGCAGCAGCGGAUUGGCCGCAUCGAGGAUCUGCUCGGCGAGCUGGUCAAGCGGCUGGCACCCGGUGCCGGUAGCGGUGGCACCGCUCCGGAUAACAGCAGUGGCCAGACCACGCCCGGCGACGAGAUUUGCGCGGGCUGCGGCGCGGGCGGCGGCGGCACACCCACAACACAGGCUCCCCCAACAUCUGCGGUAACCAGCCCAGUGGACACUGUGAUAACCAUUUCAUCGCCAGGAGCAUCAGGAUCGGGUUCGGGAGCGGGAUCAGCAGUAGCUGGCGCUGGUGGCGCUGGUCUGCUAAAUCCGGGCGCCACAGUUGUGUCGAGCGCGGGAGGCAACGGCCUGGGGCCACUGAUGCUCAAGAAGCGACGCUCGAAGAGCAGGAAAGCACCGGCGCCUCCUAAGCAGACACUCGCCUCGACGGCCGGCACCGCGACCGCAGCUCCAGCGGGCGUUGCCGGGUCUGGUAUGACGACAUCGGCGCCAGCGUCAGCAGAUCAGCAGCAGCAACAUCAAUCGGCGGCGGAUCAAUCGCCCACAACGCCUGGGGCAGAACUGCUGCAUCUUCGCCUGCUCGAGGAGGACUUUACGGCGGCCCAACUACCAUCGACAUCGUCUGGCGGCGCCGUAGGUGGUGGAGGAUCCGGGUCUGGUGCCACGCCCACAACACCGCCACCCACCACAGCGGGGGGCAGUGGAAGCGGCACGCCCACCAGCACCACAGCCACGACCACGCCCACAGGCAGCGGUACAGCAACGCGCGGCAAGCUGGACUUCCUGUAGCCCACGACGAUCGGGAAGGAGCGAAGAGGAGAGGGAGAGGCCUCCAGCCAGGAGCAAUAAUACAAAUAUGGGGGAAGUAGGGGCCCAGCCACGCCCACUCGCAAGCCUACGCCUACGCUUAGUUAGUCUAUAUACUUAAGAUACAGCUGUAACCUCAACUCAACACUGAAACUAGCUCAUCUAUCUCAAACACUUUGAAAGUCCACUGCAACGUAUUUAUCCGAAGAUUACGAAAGGCUUUUCGCAAAAAAUAGUUUAAAAGAGGUUUUGAAAAUCCGAUUUUUAAAAGUUCAAAUAGCGUGUACAAGAGAAACGUUUAAAUACUCAUCAUAUGAAACACAAGCGAUUUAGGAUUGCAAAUUUUUGAAUAUAUUGAAUUGAUAUUUAAUUUGAAGGUUGGAUAAGAUAACCUGAAAACAACUCCUACCAUGAAUAUCAUUUACUUACAUUUGAGUAGUAUUCAAAUACUUUUUUCGUAGUACCUAUAAGCUCUCUGGUGAUACUCCCAAUACCUGUUUGAUAUAUCAUUACCAACAAUUAAUUUAUGAUAUUUUUUAAAGGCAAACGAUUGUUACUAAGUUUUGUUUCGUUGAACAUUUAUUAAAAUUAGAUAGGAAAAACAUGCUGUAGUGGAGUUUUGGAUGAAAAUCUUGUAUUUUUUGUUGCAUAGAUCUCGGCCUAGUGCUAUCCCUCUCUCUCUCACAAACACAUACACAAACACACACACUCUGAAUGGACGUGCUCGAUAUUCAAAACUCUAUAACCGUUACAUGAUUAUGAUUAUGAUUACGGUAGCGUUAGCGUUAGCCAUAAUGAUAACGAUUACGAUUAAGGCAAGCAUAUUGCUUACGAAUUUGCUACAUUUACUGCAAUUAUUUACCUUUUUAUGUAUACACAUAUAUACAAACGUUGUAAAGGACACACAGACAGAAACACACUCACAUUUAUAUAUAUGUAUAUAUAUAAAUAUACAUAGCUGUAUGUAUAUAUGGAUAAUUUUGUGAUAACUGCUGAAGGAGGCAAAGAACCAGAAGAAAAAGCUUACAGACCGAAACAAUGCCCGUGAAUUGUACAUAGCAUGAAACUAAAACCAAACUAGAAGAGGCUCCAACAGGAUCCAACCCCAAACACACACACACCCUCACUCACAGAUAACAAGCUAACGAACAAAGUGUAAAUAGGUAUAUAUAUAUGGAUAUAACCCGUCCUAACUAACUAAACUAACUAACUUAACGAAACUCGGCUUGAGCACUCCGGCACUCGCACUCGCUUGGCUCCCUAUAUAGUAGGCUUAUAGACUCGAAAACGAUAACGAAAACUCAACUCAACCAAAUAGUUAACUCAGCAACAGUAAAGCUUAAGUAAAACCAAAAGGAUAUAGACAGCAGACAUGUGGCCGCUAAACGAAACGACAAUCGACAGACCUAAGAAAAGAAAAACGAAAAAAAUACUAAGAUCCAAAAAAAAAAAAAAAAGACGGAAAUAGCAUUAUCUGUAGUUACAAGCAAGGAUCAAAUAUUAUUUCUUCGGGCAUUGUAAUUACUUGGAUUUAAACUUAGCAAAAUAUGUUACUACACGCCACUCACCAACACUAACAAACAAAACCUACACACAUAUUUUGUGAUAAAAACAUUAGAUAAAGCAAAAGUUUAGACAAAAAGAAUUAACCUAGAUAUUUGUUUAUGCUGGCAUUUGAUAGGCUUGCACUUGGCAUAUAGUUUAUACCGGAAUAAUACGAAAAAACACUCUUCGGGUGACGAUAGUAUAGUACGGUUAAGUAUGAGAUUGAGGAGAAUAAGGAGUACGAUUAUCCUGGGCAGUUUAUAGGCAAGGUUUCAUUACGUUUAAGUCGCCAGAGACAUAGCAUCCAUCAGUUGGAGUCCACUUGAAUCUCGUUCGGUUACCGUUUUGAUUACCUAGUUGGUAUUUAACAAUUGCUAUUCGACAUUUGAUACUUAUGAUACCUAGCGUAGAGAGAGGGCAGAGCCGGAAUACCCGAUUACUUACAUACAUACGAACUGUCUUCCCUGUAUAGUUGGGGGAGUUAGGAGGGGUGGGAGGCUGCAGAAGCGGAGUUCUGGGUUCUGUCCGCGAAAGUUACUUAGUUCUAGUUGUAGAUUUUUUUCAAUUCCCAUUCCCAAAAGGGCGACAGCCCCUCCCCGUUUAACCAAAUCAAACCAAAAAGCAAUUCAAGUGGUAUUAAAUCUGAGUAACCAACACUCACUCACUUACUCACCCAGUCAGACAGUCAGGUCAGUCAGUAACUCACACCCACUCCUUUUGCAUAUACGUAUUUCCAAUACUCAACAAUGAAUCAAAAGUUAAUGGAUAGCGAAGAAUAAACAUUUGUUGCAUAUGUUUAGGCCUUAAGUUCUAGUUGAAAGUUUAAAUGAUGUAGCGGGCUCACUGUAAAUAGGUUUUUUUAAUAACUAUAAAUCAAAUAUACCUAAACAUAAAUACAUAUAUAAAAAAAACUAAUUAGUUACGAAAAAUUAGGCAGCAAACCAACUGAAUAAGGAAAGCUAAGACGCACUAGGCAGGAAAUGGGAAAUGAUAAGACGCAGGUUUACCGAUAGUCCUCAUAUGAUGAUACGAUAGCACUGAUACGAUAGCAGCGUAGUACUCGUUCUGGUUCUCGACUCGUAUUGUUUGACCCUUCCUCUCGCCAAUCUCUCUCUCUCUCUCUCACUCUCCUAUGUCUGUCUCUCGCUUUCGCCCCAUCCUUUGCAUACUUUUCGGGUGUUUUAGACCCUACUACACAGAGCCUUAUAAAUAUAACCUAAAGUAACUAAACCAACUCAAGCAGCAUUCAGCAAACUAGCAACUCAGACCUAAUACUGAACCUAGCAUUAGCAUUAAAAGUGAACGAAAACGUGAAACUAAAAAUGGUGCAAUUACAAUUUUUAGAUCAAGCUGAGCAAGCAAUUUAGUCGAAAUUUAUAUUGAACAAUUUAUGGGAGAAGAAAGCUUGUGGAUUUAUAUAUGCGAAUCUCAUGUAUAUACACCCAGACAGUAUAAAUGUUAGGUAGCUGAAGAAUAAGAACCCCCACUCCUAAUCCCAGUUUAAAAUGAUCCCAUGAUGAUCUGUCCCUCAAUUUGGCCAAUAAAACGCCUGAUUCAGUCUGAUAUCUAUACAGAUCGCCAGAGGAUAGGCUACUGAAGGUCGGUUCAGAAUGGGGUUUGGGUUCGGGACCGGGUUCGGGUUCGUCUGCUGGGAUAUUUUCUGAGCAGCGCCAAAGAAACUGAUUAACCAUAUUAUUAUUAUUAUUAUAGACAUGUACAUGUAUAUAUGUGUACCUCUAGAUACACCUAGAAAGAUAACGACGACAACCUAUCAAAAUUAAGCUUUUAUACGCCAGAAUUUUUUUCUAAACAACUAAAAAACAAAACGGAAGUAAACUAAACAAACUUAAAGAAACACUCAAGAAUAUACACAAUUAUUGCAAGCCAGAGAAGAGAGCAUAACUAACACACAACACUCAAUUAACGAAUACCGUAUACAAAAUGCCCCAAGUGAAAACUAAAUUAAUUUAAAUAUACAUUAUACAAAGAUAGAAAAAGCCUUAACCAAGUAAACACGCGCCUCAUUUUCGUUUUUCCAUUUAUUACGUAAGUCCCACAGCAAUGCUAAAAAGCAAAGUUAAGAAAUACAAGUACUACGGCUAAAAGAAACAUCCUAAAUAUACCGAAAAUACCAAACAAAAAUAUUUAGCAUUAUGCUCUAGACUCUAGACGAAAAGAACCAAAAUUUUACAACAACAAAACGAAAGAAGAACAAACGCGAUCAAGCAAUGUUAAACAUUUUCCACCAAUUUGAGAAGCAUAGUUGCUAAAAUACAAAAAAAAAUAAAUACCCAAAAAGAGAAACCGAAACUUGUUUCGUACACGCGCCCUUUGUUUUUAAAAUCGAAAAGCUGCCUAUUUAUAUAUUUACAAACAAACAAACGAAACUAAUUGAAAUGAAAUAAACAUGUAAGAGAAUUACCAUUUAACUACAAAUUAAACAAGCCACUAAAAUACUACAUAAUUCAAUUGCAACAUUCCAUGUAAUGAGAAAAUACCAAAAAUAAUACAAGCAUGUAAAAAUAGUUUGAAAUCAAUUGAGUUUUGGUUCAACGCGCCGAAAACUUAGAUACAUCGAGCUACGGCUUGGCUGAGCAGAUUUACAGUUAUAUACAUACAUACACCCACAUAAGUAUAUAUAUAUACACGUGCAUAUACUCCGAUAUAUGUACAUAUAGGUAGUUUAUACCAUUUAAAGCUUGCUAAGACUCGUCCUUGGGCCACUGUUUAAACGCCAGGAGACAAGCCGCGAAAUCGAUAAAAGAAACAGAAACAGAAACCGAAAAAGUUGUAACAUUUAUUUGAGAAUCGCUGGAUUAAAGCCUAAAGUUAAUGUGUAUAGUUACUUGAUUAUUGCCGCAUUCGAACCACACUGACACAGACACACACACCCCAACACCAGAAUCAGAAUCAGACAGGCUUUAAGCCCAUAUUUCUGGGUCUAAACCGGAUCGAUCGAAAAUAAGGGAACUCAAUACUAAGAACGCGGCGAAGCAAAGAAUGAUGUUUCAGAACCGCAAAAGGGGCAGAACAGAAGCUAUGACACAAUAAAUGAAAAGAAACAAAGAAAAGAGAAAUACAUACAUAAAUGUUUUUAAAAAAUA
This is a messenger RNA of Drosophila simulans, 9519 nucleotides long. It is a transcript of the gene eag, whose product is annotated as potassium voltage-gated channel protein eag. Gene Ontology annotation, molecular function: voltage-gated potassium channel activity. The record is from RefSeq and is a predicted model, not a curated record. The transcript is spliced from 19 exons. NCBI's taxonomy places the organism in Eukaryota, Metazoa, Arthropoda, Insecta, Diptera, Drosophilidae. Bases 1031 to 4852 code for a protein of 1273 amino acids. Gene Ontology annotation, cellular component: membrane. Gene Ontology annotation, biological process: potassium ion transmembrane transport; regulation of membrane potential.